CCGUGUGGGAACCCCGCCCGCAAGGCCCCGUCGGGUGGCGGGCGCGCUUUCUGGGAGCGGCCGUGGGCGUCCGAGCCCCAGAUAACCCCUCUGGUUUCCCUUGUAGCCGCUGGCCUCUACUACCUGGCGGAGCUCAUAGAAGAAUACACCGUGGCCACCAGCAGAAUACUCAAAUACAUGAUCUGGUUCUCCACAGCGGUGCUGGUCGGCCUGUACCUCUUUGAGAGCUUUCCUGGCUUCAUGGUGGGCGUGGGCCUCUUCACCAACCUGGUCUAUUUCGGCCUGCUGCAGACCUUCCCCUUCAUCAUGCUGACCUCGCCCAACUUCAUCCUGUCUUGCGUGCUGGUCGUAUUUAACCACUACUUGGCGUUCCAGUACUUUGCGGAGGAGUACUACCCGUUCUCUGAGGUCCUGGCCUACUUCACGUUCUGCCUGUGGCUCAUCCCCUUCGCCUUCUUUGUGUCCCUGUCGGCCGGUGAGAACGUCCUCCCUUCCACGGUGCAGUCUGGAGAUGACGUGGUGUCCAACUACUUCACCAAGGGGAAGCGGGGGAAGCGCUCCGGCAUCCUCCUCAUCUUCUCCUUCAUCAAGGAGGCCAUCCUGCCCAGUCGCCAGAAGAUGUACUGAGCCCCCGCGGGCGGCGUGAACUGUGCCCAAGCGGAAGGGCUUGGUGGGGGUGUCAGCGCGGUCCCUGGGCCUCCGGCGCGCCCCCUUCCUCCACUUCGCUCCGAGGGGUUUGGUUAGGAACGUACCAUCC
This is a messenger RNA of Pelodiscus sinensis (Chinese soft-shelled turtle), 757 nucleotides long. The record is from RefSeq and is a predicted model, not a curated record. NCBI's taxonomy places the organism in Eukaryota, Metazoa, Chordata, Testudines, Trionychidae.